AUGCCUUCACUGUCAGGGAUUGGAGGGACUAUUUUCUGUCUCCUUUUUCUCUGGAAGAGAACAGAAGCUCAAAGUGAAGAGGUGCGAUGCUCUGUGGCUGGUCCAGUGGGGGUGCUACACCCUGUUCAGGGUCUGCUUGAGACGUUUGAGGCAGGUCCAGGCUGUGCUGCAAGAGAACGUGGGAACAAGGAGACUCAUGUCAUUGCACUAGGGAGAGUGACAAACAGCCCUGACAACAAGGUGACUGUGUUGCUGAAGCCUUUGUCUCUGUCCCAUUCACCUCUCAGAGCUCUCCACCUGCUGCUCAGUUCCAAGCUCCCAGUCAACUGGUGGCUGGAGGCUGAGAGACUGCCCCCCAGCCUGCCAGUGCUGGUGCAGGUAUCCUCAAACUCCAGCGUACAGUCCCACACACUGCGUUUGACUGUCCAAACAGUGCAUUUGUUACCUUUUCGCCUACGUGCACUGCACCGUUGGGCUCUGAAACACCACGGCAACCUGUCCUCUCUAACACACACAACACAUGGCAACCGAGUCUAUGUCCGACUUGGAGAGGAUCCAACCCUACCUGCUGUGUGCCAGCUACAGUCCAUGUUCCUGUCUCACAACUACUUGACCUCUGACCUGCAGCCACAGGAAGUGCAGGGCUGUGUCCACACUCCAGCAGGUGGGAUCAGCCCUGAAGUCCAUGUGAUCAAGCUCCAUUCAGCAGGAUCAGGGCUCUGUGGCUCUCUGCAGGUAGAGGUGAUUGUCUCUCUUGUGCCCGCCGUAGACAACUCAAAGGCACAGAAGGUUGCACUUAUUCUCAGCAGCUCACUGCCAGUCAACUGGGCUAUUAUUGCUCAUGGUGUCAGGGGUCAUAUUUCUGUUCAUUCCUCCAACAGUGUGUCCCCACCCUACCCUCCUGAGCCAGACCUGACCCUUUCCAGUACACUUAACCCUGACCUGUCCACCAUAUCUGACCUUCUUGUCUGGGCAAGUGAGAGCGGCUACACCAAGGUGACCUCAUACACUGAGGCUGACCUGGCCAAUCGCUUUGUGAUCCAGCUGGCUGGGGGCGGGACAGAUGGGCUUGCAGUGAUGAAUCCUCUGGUUGUGAGGCCUCCCUGGGCUGAGGAGCACAGGCUGAGACAGUGGCUGAAUAGUGGAGGCAGAGCAGGAGGAGACCAAGAGAGUUUCACAGUGCAGUGUGAGGAUGGACGUCUCAGCGUGACCGUCGACCAACACAUCCUGCAGAGCAUGUCUGGCCCAGUGGCUGUUGUGACUCUGCAGGACCCGACAUGCCAGGCUCAGUCCAAUGGGAGCCAUUUCCUGUUGGUGUUCCCAGUCAUUUCCUGUGGGACUGAGGGUCUGCUCCUGGGACAGCCCAGAGGGGUGCAGUACAAAAACAUGAUGUUAUUAUGGAGAGACAAGCCUCAGAUCAUUCUGGCACUUAAUAAGAGGGAGUCCAAAAGUCCUCUUGGCAUACAUUUUAGCUGUUUAGCUGCUGUUCCCAGCACCUCUGGCCCUGCUGCAGAUAAUUUUGAUGAAGUAAACACUCCUCAGACUGGGCUCUUCCCCUGGGCACCAGGGGAUCCAGGGCCCAGUCCAGGACUAAGCCACUUCCCAACACCCAGACACAGAUCUGGACCUGUAUUCAUUUUAAGACUUUUUGUCACUGAGAAUUAUGAGCAGAGGCGGAUUGGCCCCUGUGUCAUCACUGCAGACCACCGUGUCUAUGUUGAGAUUUCAGCCAAAGGGCCCCUCACAGAUGUCGUGGAGGUGAAGUCAUGUGUGGUCUCCCCACUGUCAGACCCAAAAAAAUCUCCUUUCUGGACUGUCAUAAGUGAGGGCUGUUCCUCAGACCCCUCACUGACCCUCAGCACAAAGACAGCAGAUGAAGAGGAGGAAGAGGCUGAAGGUAAUGGCGAACUGGAAGAGGAAAAGAAAGAUAUAGAGGGGAUGCAGAAAGGCGGAAUUUAUCACAGAGAUGGAGAUGUCUCACUACGACACAAAGUUGAAAGAAGAAGAGAAGCACCUGUAAGGAUGGAAAAGAGUAGCACAAGCAUGGGAGCAGAGGAGAUACAGCGCUUGAGAUUUAGUUUUAUCCUGCGGCCAGUUCAUAAUGACUCUAUGCAGUUCCUCCACUGCAGCCUUCACAUGUGUGUCUCUGACUCUACCAGAAGAGAACCCAUUAAGGAAACAGCAAAGAAUGACUGUCAGGGCAGACUGCGUAUUCCACCACUUGUAUCUAAGUCACCCAGACAUCAGUGUGAGAUCAGAAACCUGUCCAGGCCUAUGGUUGUCACCCAGUCUAUCAGUUCACUGGCACCUAAACUGCUGAGGCCCCCUGCUGGGCAAAGACCUAAAAGACUGAGUGUCUUUCCACUGGCCAGUCCAGAUCCAAAGCACAGCAGCUCUGUGGUGCAGUCAGGACCAGUGAUGGGAAUUGUCUUUGCAGCCUUUGUGAUGGGUGUCAGCCUGAUGGGUGGGCUGUGGUGCAUCUAUAAUUUUACAGCUGAACAUCCAACAUUACUUGGAGGAGAAGGUCAUUUAACUGACCAGACUCAUGGAGGCCACAACACCUUGAAUCCACCUCUACUGUCGGAUCAGUCCUCCAGUUCGGUGUAGAGGAUUUCCUCCUGCAAAUCUGAAAAAUAAAAACUGGGACAGAGGUUCCAACAGCUUGUGUGUGAGCGAGCACAGCUGCCUGUGUGUGUGCAGAGCCAUGUUUGUGCAGUUCUUCUUGUGAGUAUCGUUCAUCGCUUUGCAGCAGAAAUGCAAGAAGACUGAAACCAUGUCAGAUGUUUGAUGCUGAGAGCCAUUCUACAUCAAGUCAUUUCAAAACUGGCAUUGAAUCGCCACAUGAAGAGACAUUUAUCUGGAUUCAUCAGGAUCUAAACUUGGUUGGAGUGACUCAAACAGAAACCAAAUCAUCACUGCCUUUAGAGACAGAACACAAGGUCAAACAGGAUUUGAGAGGUUACUGUGUAUGCCUGUUUGAAGAGUGUGUUUUACAGAGUCAUUUUCCCUAUUUGUAUUGUAACUGUGAAUUAGCUAGAUAUCAAACCUGCAUCUAUCUGUAUGUGAAUUCUUUUGUGUUUAUG
This is a messenger RNA of Xiphias gladius (swordfish), 3083 nucleotides long. It is a transcript of the gene engl, whose product is annotated as endoglin, like. The coding region runs from base 1 to 2607 and encodes 868 amino acids. NCBI's taxonomy places the organism in Eukaryota, Metazoa, Chordata, Actinopteri, Istiophoriformes, Xiphiidae. The record is from RefSeq and is a predicted model, not a curated record. The transcript has 16 exons.